Molecule: messenger RNA, 759 nt
Organism: Owenia fusiformis
Lineage: Eukaryota; Metazoa; Annelida; Polychaeta; Sabellida; Oweniidae
Source: the annotation of a GenBank genome assembly
UUGUUUAGAAAAACUUGCUGGAAAAAGCAUGGCAGUAUUAGCACAAAAUGUUUUACCACAACAGCACGAUUAGAAACAGGGGUAACAUCAGAUAAUAUUUUCUCACUAGAAAACAAAACCAGAUGUUUGAAGCAUUUGAAUCAAGUCAAACCUGUAAGAUGGCUACCAAAACAUAUCAACCCAGACACUUUGAGAAAGUCCAGUGUUUUAGUGCCAUUCUGUACUGUGAAAGGGGAACCAUCAGUCAUACUAACACUCAGGUCAAAGAAGCUAGCAAAUCACAGUGGGGAAGUCAGUUUUCCAGGAGGCCUAAUGGAUGAUACAGACAGGGAUCACAUCCACACUGCUCUCAGGGAGACAGAAGAGGAGUUGGGUCUUUCUCCAGAUAAUGUCGACAUCUGGGGACAGCUGAUUAUGGUCCCAGGCAAGGAUUACAAGAUCUUGGUCGCUCCUGUAAUAGGUGUCUGUGGAGAAAUAGAUGUAAAUCAACUAAGACAUAAUGAAGAUGAGGUGGAGGAAGUGUUUACAAGGACAAUUAAAUCUCUCUCUGAUCCUGCCAAUCAACUGACAAUAAAGUAUCCAAAAGGUUUUUCAUUGCCUGAGUAUCUAGGAGGACCACAUAGGAUAUGGGGACUAACUGCUAUUGUGCUACACCAGACAUUAUCUCUUAUUGCUCCAGGGAUUUACUCAAAUUCAUUCAAAAUACCAGUCCCAAUUGAAAAAAGCCUAUGGAAAAUCAUCUCCAAUUAUCACUAUUGA